AUUUCUUAGAAAUAAGAACUCCGUUUACGACAUCAUACCGAACUCCUAAGUAGAUUCAAUCGUUCCAUAGUUUGGUUGACAGAAUACUAGCAUCCGGUUUCAAUAUAUAAACCCUGUCUUUUACCUCACUCCUAAGUCCUGAUCAUGUCUUCGACGCGAUACUGGUUAGAUAAGGCCUACCUCACAUAUUUCCUCAUUCAUCUCCCAGUUCUAUUCUGCGUUGAUCUCGUUCCCCUCUACCCAACCUCUCUAUGGGUACCGCCUUCGUCACCGCUUCAUUUCUUAUAUAAGCUGCGGGUCUACUAUAUAGAGACGUACAAUGACCAGUUCUUCGCGCCUCCUCCAGCACCCAUUCCUAGCUUCUUCCCGCUAUUCGCCUUCCUAGAGCUCGUCUUUCACUUGCCCGUGUCGUUGUGGGCAGUACGCGCACUCCUUAGCGGGGGUCGUAGUGCUGGUAGCACUAUUAAGCAGAGUGGUCUGGUCGGUUCUGCUGAAUUGCUACUUCUCGUUUAUGGCAUCGAGACAGCAUUGACUACUGCUACUUGCAUGUACGAGGCCUUUCUAUGGGACUCUGCCGUGGUGACCGCGGAGCAGAAAAUGGUGCUGCUAGGUGGUCUGUAUGGAGGAUAUCUUGCCGUUGCCGUUCUAUUGACCGUUGAUAUGUAUACGCGACUACUCAGCCGAAUCGGUGCGGUUGAUGCUAGAAAGAAGAACCAAUAAUGAAAGGAUCUGUCAAUAGGUAUGCGUAUGAUUUGUAUCGUCGUGAAGGAUUUGAAUAUGGGUUUGGAUUAUUAUUAGGAGUAAUACCUAAUUCCUCAAAGUUCACGUUGCUUCACCUAUAACUAUACCCUAGGAAGCUACCUAUU
Molecule: messenger RNA, 866 nt
Organism: Annulohypoxylon maeteangense
Lineage: Eukaryota; Fungi; Ascomycota; Sordariomycetes; Xylariales; Hypoxylaceae
Product: transmembrane protein 6/97
Exons: 3
Coding region: 145-720 (191 amino acids)
Cellular component (GO): endoplasmic reticulum
Source: RefSeq, a predicted model, not a curated record